AUGGGGGUGGCCGUCACUGAAAAGGUGUGUUGGGUAGGGGUGGCUGUCGCUGUGAAAGGUUGUAGUGUGGGGGUGGCCGUCGUUGUGAAAGAUGGGCGUGCGUUGGCAGUGGGUGGUAUGGGUUCAGACCUGCUCCCUCGUAGUAUACUACAGCAGUAUGACCUGAGGAAGAAUGUGUGGGCACUACUGCCCCCUAUGCCCACACCGCGAUAUGAUGCUACAGCACACCUACUGGGCAACAAGAUCUACGUGGCAGGUGGGCGUCAGUGUAAGCGCACAUUGAAGGUCUUUGAGGUAUUUGAUUCAGAGACACGCUCCUGGAGUACACUACCCAACAUGCCGUGUAAACGUUCGUAUGGUGGCGUGUUCUGGGACAGUUCGGGGAGGCUGUGUCUGCUGGGGGGGCUAAGGAAGGGAGGGGGCCACCAGAGCUCCAAGUUCACCAAGAAUGUCAACAUCUUUGAUACUAACCAGGGGUUGUGGUUGAAGUCAGAGGACACUGUGGCCAUGAAGACUAAGAGGGCUGACUUUGCCUCGUCUUUCCUCAGGGGCAGGAUGGUCGUAGCAGGAGGACUCGGUCACCAGCCUUCAGUUCUGGACACUGUGGAAGCCUUCCACCCUCAGAAGAGGAAGUGGGAGAGACUGGCUCCCAUGGCAAUGGCGCGAUGCUCUGCCUCGUCCAUCGUCAUCAGGGACCGCUUGCUGGUGGUGGGAGGAGUCAACCAGGUCCCUAGUUCAGCCCAUGAGAUCCUGUAUGUGAAAGAGGAGUGUCUGUAGGCUAGAGGACACGACCCUUACAGGAUGAUUGACAGCAGGAUGACCACAAGAAGAUUCUGAAUUCUAGAACAUUCUAUUCAAGAUCAGUGGUUCCAGUGCUUUCAUAAUGGCAGCUGGUCUGGAACAAGUGCAAUAUGUUUCCUAAGAUCUACAGAGGAAUAGAAAGGAUGGGGAAAUAAUGCCACAAA
Messenger RNA from Salvelinus sp. IW2-2015, 965 nucleotides. It is a transcript of the gene klhdc8a, whose product is annotated as kelch domain containing 8A. Gene Ontology annotation, molecular function: protein binding. The record is from RefSeq and is a predicted model, not a curated record. NCBI's taxonomy places the organism in Eukaryota, Metazoa, Chordata, Actinopteri, Salmoniformes, Salmonidae.